Heterocephalus glaber (naked mole-rat) is the source of this 4279-nucleotide messenger RNA. The record is from RefSeq and is a predicted model, not a curated record. Lineage: Eukaryota; Metazoa; Chordata; Mammalia; Rodentia; Bathyergidae.
AUGAUUGUGAAGAACACUGAUGAAUGUGCAGGGAGCUUGGGCUGGAGCUGGAAGUUACAGAUACACCCGGUGAAGGGGUCAUCCGUGGAGAGAAAUGGAGAUUUCACAGAAAAGGAGAAGUCUACAGCAAAGGCUCUGGAAGAUGUAAAGGCAAACUUCUACUGUGAAUUAUGCGACAAGCAGUAUCACAAACAUCAGGAGUUUGACAAUCAUAUUAAUUCUUAUGAUCAUGCUCAUAAGCAGAGACUGAAGGAAUUAAAGCAACGAGAGUUUGCUCGAAAUGUAGCUUCCAAGUCAUGGAAAGAUGAGAAAAAACAAGAAAAAGCACUUAAAAGGCUUCAUCAGCUGGCUGAGUUAAGGCAGCAAUCUGAGUGUGUUUCUGGGAAUGGACCAGCAUACAAAGCCCCCAGGAUAGCCAUAGAAAAGCAAAUCCAGCAGGGAAUUUUCACAGUUAAGAGUGGCAGAAAGGUAUCCUGCAUGAAGAGUGCUUUUCUCCUUAAGGGAAAGAAUAUCUCCAGAAGCACUUCUGACAAACAGCGUUUUACCAUGCCGAGCAGACACCAGUUACCAUCAGACAGGCGUUGUGUGUUUGGCAAUCGAAUACCACACACACCUUCUGACCUCAGUAAUGCAAACCACAGGACUGGCAUAUCAUUUUCAUUCUCUAAAAAAGUGCAUCUGAAGUUAGAAUCUUCAGCACCAGCUUUCAGGGAGAACACAGAAGAAACCUAUGAUUGUAACAAGUCACCCACUUACAAAACAAAGCAAACUGUGGAGAAAUGUGAGUGUUGCAGGAUUGCCAAGGAUGCACACCUCACUAAGGCAGAAGACCGAAAUGUCUCACCAAGCCCUGUGGAGAGUGUUUUACACAAUACCUUUACCAGGAGCUCUAAUAUUUUGCAAGACAAAAAUAACUCCAUUGACAAGACACUAGAAGAUUCCAUUGGAAUUCAGGCUUCUUUCUCAAAAUCUAACAUUCACCUUUCAGAUGAGGAUUUUAUUCCUUCCAGCAGAGAGAAAGAAACUAGAAAUAUAUUGAAGAACUCUUCAGAAAAUUGCAUGAAUCACCCAUGCCAAGAAAGUGCUUCCUUCAGCCCAGCAAACAUUUACAAGUGCAGGGAUGCCAGGAUAUUUGAAUGUGUAGAUGAUUUUUUGUUACCGGAGAUGAAUGAACAAAAAAAUAUAGUACAUUUGAAUGGCAAUUCGAGUGUGGAGAAGAGAGGACAAUCUUUAAAUAAAAGUGAAAAUAUUAGCACAAAUAGGCAAAGAGUUCUAAGAGAAGGAUGUCCCCACGAUGUGACGUCCAAGCCAUUGCCUUUUCUUCAUGUACAAAGCAAGGAUGGCCAUACCACUCUCCAGUGGCCUACAGAACUUCUGCUCUUCACAAAAACAGAGCCCUGUAUCUCUUAUGGCUGCAACCCAUUGUAUUUUGAUUUCAAGCUUUCUCGAAACACAAGGGAUGUCCAUAAUCCAGAGGAUUUAGAAACAGAAUUGGGCAAGGAAGCCUUGGAAAUGAAAACAAAACUAGAAAGCCAAGUCUCAGGUUUAGUUAAAGACCAACAACAAUUUAUCCAAGAAGAUAAUCAAUCGAUCAAACCAAAGAUGAUCCUAGCUAAUGAAGAUUGGGAAAAUUUCCAGAGAAAAUGUAAUUUGGGCUACAAUGAUUCAGAUCCUAAUAAAAGUGAACAAAAUUUCAGUGCAAGUAAUUUAGAAUUGAAAAAUCCUGAAGUGCCUGCGUACCUUGAUGCAUCUCUAAAGGACUGUGUAGGAGAGAACAAUGACACUGAUAAUGAGUUUAAGGACCCUUCAAGAUCCCAUUGGCAAAGCUGUGGAGGAAUAGUUCUAAAUGAUGAAAAUGAGGGCCUAUCCUUUCCUCCUUGCAUCUCUAGGACCAAGAAGCAUAAGCUGAUUUCCUGCAACCCUCAUUCAAUGUUUGAAGAAGAAAACCAACUCACCUGGAAUUCUAGUCCUUAUGUAUUUGGGAGCCACAGUGGCCAGGGGAAGGACUGCAGUAUAAUUUUGAAUAGCAACAAAAUCAACAUGACCGCUAGUGUUUCUGGAUGUGGAAACCAAAGCUACAAGGGAUGUUUUGCCAAGUCAUCUCAGAGGGGACAUUCCAGCCCUUUGGACCAAUCCUUGAGCAGUACGUCCAGCCUGAGAAACAAUUGUUCACGUCAUAAAUCUAAUAGUAGCAGCAAUAGUGAUUUGCUCUAUUUUUGCAAAAGAGAACACAGAUCAGUAGAAAGCCACAAAUGGAAGCCCGGAAAGCACACCUGCCUCUAUUUGUCCCAUCAGAUGACAAAGAACAAUGGUCUGCAGUCUGAAAUGCAGAGACACAGGAACUGCAAAUUGUGGGAAUCACUGAAGAAUAAAACAUACUUAAGACACAGACAUUGCCACUGCCAAGAACGACAUAAAUUGGGUAAAAAUCAACAAUUUUCAGGGCUAAAAUCCAUGAGAAUCAUCCAUUGUGAUUCCUGCUCAGAGGUUUCCUGUGCUCGACACACUGAAAAAUCACCUGAUUUCCAGGGACCUCAGCACAGAAAAUUGGGCUCUUAUCCAAGACAGAGGAUUUAUUACUUAAAUAAAAGCAAAAGAAGUCAAGAAUCCUUGGGCGGCCAUCAUGUCUGUGACCGGAGGAAAGCUGAGCACAGGCAGUGUGACUCAGGGACUAUCAGCUACCUUCUAAGGACCUCUUCCACAGAACCUCCAGAAACCACAGAGCCAAAAGUUUCAGGAGAGACGAGCCCCCUGACAGCCAAAAACCUUUUAGAAAGAGUACACGCAAAGAAGUGUCAAGAACAAUCAACAAAUUUGGUGGUCUUUUCAUCCAGUUGUAAAAGUGAAUCUGAGGCUUAUUCACAAAUCCCAGGCACAAGUCAACUCAUACCACCAGUUUGUAACAGAUCAACAAUACUGUUACCUGAAGAAACACAACACACAAGUGGAAGAAAGCACGAUAAUAAAAGCAAUGCAGUUCAAAGGUCUACUAAGAAAGACAAAAUCAAAAGCUCACAGGCAAAUCAUUGUACUGCUUUAGCAGACACCAAACCUGAUAACUGUCUUUCUAAAGAUAUAAUUCAUGUAGUAGCAGAGUCUCAGUCACUAAACAGAAAAAAGAACCCAAGAAAAAACCAACAAUCAAAAUCUUUAACUAGUGAAGUCCAGGCUUUUAUUCAAAGCCAUGACCCAGUACCAAAUGAUUUUCCUGGUGUUUUUCCAUCUAAUAGAUAUACUGGCAUAACUGAUUCAACAGAGACCAAAGAGGACCAAAUAAAUCUAGAUGUACAGGAUGUAAGGAUGCAUAUGAAUCAUGCAGAGGGGAAUAUAAACACUUACUAUGACAGAACUGUGCAGAAGCAUGACAAAGUGGAAGAUGAAUUACAAAUGUGUCAUAAAUCUCUCUCCCCCCCUUUAAUUCAACAGCCCAUAACAUUUUCCCCGGAUGAAAUAGAUAAAUAUAAGCUUCUGCAGCUACAGGCCCAGCAGCAUAUGCAGAAACAGGUCCUGUCAAAGCAUCUUCGAGUGUUACCCGCUGUGGGACCCACUGCCUUCUCUCCAGCCUCAGCUGUACAGACGGUUCCUGUCCACCAGCACACGUCUGUCACCACCAUCCACCACACUUUCCUGCAGCAUUUUGCUGUGUCUGCUGCCAUAAGUUCCCACAGUAGUCACCUCCCCUUUGCUCAUCUCCAUCCUCUUUCACAGUCACAUUUUACUCCUAUUUCAUUUUCAACUCUGACUCCAACCAUCGUCCCUGCACACCCCACUUUCUUAGCAGGCCAUCCUCUGCAUUUAGUCACUGCAGCCCCUUCUCCCCCAUCUCACAUAAAACUUCAGCCCCAGCCCCCAGUAGCAUUUAUCCCCACAUUGUUUGGCCCUCACUUAAAUCCAGCCACAACUUCUAUCAUUCAAUUGAAUCCUUUAAUCCAACCAGUGUUCCAAGGUCAAGAUCUUUUCCAUCAGUCUUACUCCAGCCAGAUGCAACAGUUACAUGGAGUCAAAGAGGCCUUAAAUGUGCCAACUCACUUGAACUAAUAUGUGUUAAAACUCCGCUUGUGGAUAAAUAAAUUGUCACUACCUAUGAAAUGAUAUCUAAUUAUUACAAGGUUUAAAGAAUGGGUGCCAAUUCAAAAUGCUACUAAUAUAUAAAUAUAAACUAUAUUACCAAUAUUCAAACAGGAACGUUUUAUUUUAACCAGUAAAAAUAAUAGGCAAAUAUAAAAUAAUUUUAUGGAAGGGUAGAGGGGAAAGUGUUAAAGAAUAUUUUUGGACAAGU